AUUCACUUAUCAGAAGCUAUUGAUAUCAACGUAAGCCAAGAUAAUUUAAAAGUACAGAACUUCAUGGUCUUUUAAUCAUUUUAUAGUGUCAGUAUCGAUACGAAUAUGUUACGGAAAAAAGACAAGAAGCACGAGAAAGAAAUUAAGAGGCUAUCCUCUCUAACUCAGGAAGACUUGCUUGAACAUUAUAAAUCAAUAGCCGAGGACGCUUGGAAGAAUGCCUUAGAGAUAUUAGACACGAACGAUGGAUGGAAAACCGAACAAGGAAGCUGUGCUAAAACAGGUAUGGUAACUAGUCGUAGUUUCGACAAUUUUGGUAAAGUAUUCAAGUUAGUGGGCGAAAUUGAUGCAUCAGCCGAGGAUGUUUUUGAAGAACUAGUCAUAAACAUCGACGGAGCACCCAGCUGGAAUCCUACAUUGUCCGACACUCGCCUUUUACUUAAAGUUACAGAUAACAUUGAUAUAUCUUAUCAAGUCGCUGCAGAUGCUAUAGGCGGUCUGGUAUCAACGAGAGAUUUUGUUAAUCUCAGGCAUUGGGGUCCGUAUAGAGAUUAUAUUGUGUCCUCCGGAUGUUCUGUUAUCCAUCCAGAUUAUCCCCCCAUUUCAAAGGUCGAAUUUCAACUUUUUCACAUAUUUAAACUAAUUACAGACGGAUUAGUGUCACCAUGUGUUAGAGGCGAUAACAAAGCGGGUGGUUGGGUCUUCCACAAAACGGGCAAAAAUAAAUGCACACUUAUGUGGCUCGUCUCAACAGACCUUAAGGGCUGGCUUCCGCAAUUUACAGUUGAUUUGGCAAUGUCGAAAACGUUAAUGCAAUUCCUUGACUUAGUAAGAAAUCGCAUGAAGGAUUUAGGAAAAUAA
This is a messenger RNA of Dimorphilus gyrociliatus, 861 nucleotides long. NCBI's taxonomy places the organism in Eukaryota, Metazoa, Annelida, Polychaeta, Dinophilidae. The record is from the annotation of a GenBank genome assembly.